This is a messenger RNA of Pelobates fuscus (common spadefoot toad), 1531 nucleotides long. It is a transcript of the gene RSPO1, whose product is annotated as R-spondin 1. Bases 632 to 1420 code for a protein of 262 amino acids. The record is from RefSeq and is a predicted model, not a curated record. Lineage: Eukaryota; Metazoa; Chordata; Amphibia; Anura; Pelobatidae. The transcript is spliced from 6 exons.
UUUUGCUGAUGGACUACAAGGCAGACACAGUCAGAUUUCUCUCUCUGAAAACCAGUUGGAGUUAUCAUUAAGUUGUGCUGUGAAGACCAGAAUCAUUUUUUUCUCGUUUCUUCUGGUGAUUAUUUGCAAAUGAUAUAAUGUGACUUACAUUUGCAAAUUAUAUUAGAAGAAUUAAAUCCAAGUUUCGGGAGCUAUUUCAUUCUUAUUUGUUUUAUUGUUUUGCUUCUUCACAUUUUGGUUGCCUUUUGUAUUCUUUCUAUGGAAGCAAGGAUUGUUAAGAAACCAAAGCAUAACAACAACAAAAUAAUACAUUAGAAAAAUCCUCUUAACAGAUACUACAUAAAAGGUGAAUUGGACGAUCACAUAUGCUUUAUUUCAUGUAAUAGAUUUCAGUCAAACCCAAUGGGACUUGGUCCGAGCUCCUUUGGUCCCUACAAGGAUGCAAACGGAAUCAUGUUACUUGCUACAUAAGUUUCAUGCAGCUGAUAUGGUUUGCAGAGAUGGUCCUGUACCAGGCAUGUACAGACUUGCAUUACUGACAAGACCUAGCAGAUACUGAAACAACCACAAGGGUGACAGUGACUCCCUCCAAUCAGCUGACUUUACAUGUACUCAGUGCUGGAGAGUUACUAUGCAGUUUGGACUGUUUGCUCUGCUUGUCUUAAUCUUGAUGGAUAUUACAGACAGCAACAAGGUUGUAAGGGGGAGGCGACACAAGAGAAGAAGUACAGAGAUGAACCUGGUCUGCGCCAAGGGAUGUGAGUCAUGUUCUGAAUUUAAUGGGUGCAUUAGGUGCUUACCGAAGCUUUUCAUGCAUCUGGAGAGAAAUGAUAUCCGACAGACUGGGGUCUGCUUGCAGUCAUGUCCCGAGGGAUACUACGGUGAUCGGAAUGUUGAUAUCAAUAAGUGCAUUAAAUGUAAAAUGAAUAACUGUGAGACCUGCUUCAGCAAAAACUUUUGCACAAAGUGCAGUGAAGGUUUUUACUUACACAAAGGAAGCUGUUACUCUUCGUGUCCGGAGGGCUUCGUUGCAACCAAUGGCACAAUGGAAUGCACCUCAGCACAAUGUGAAAUGAGUGAAUGGGGAGCUUGGGGGCCAUGCACGAGGACAGCAAAACAGUGUGGAAAAAAGAAAGGCACUGAAGAAAGGACUCGAACAGUUCUGAAGGCAGCGCCUGGGGGCAUAUCCCUUUGUCCUCCAACCAAUGAAAGGAGGAAAUGUACAAUGCCCAAAAUCCCAUGCCCAAAAGGAGAAAGAGCACAAAAAGGACAAAAAGGGCAAAGAGACAAGAAAGUUGACCAAGGGAAAGAUCAGAAGAACAGAAAUCGAAACAAGAACUUGGAGGAUGGAGGAAACAAAAAACGGAAAAACCAGCAGAGGGUGACUUCAGUGCCCAUCACUCCUUCUGUGCCGGCAUAGUAGUUGCCAAUAUACGGUUCAACCAUGGCAAAAGAUUAAUGCUGCUACGUAUCUAAAAAGCUUUCUUGGACUGAAACACUGCUACAACCUAAGCACCUACACCAUUGGCAA